Messenger RNA from Rhagoletis zephyria (snowberry fruit fly), 792 nucleotides. It is a transcript of the gene Trs20, whose product is annotated as trafficking protein particle complex subunit 2. Lineage: Eukaryota; Metazoa; Arthropoda; Insecta; Diptera; Tephritidae. The record is from RefSeq and is a predicted model, not a curated record. Gene Ontology annotation, biological process: endoplasmic reticulum to Golgi vesicle-mediated transport.
UGUAAUAUAUUAUCGAUAGAACAGUUUGAUACCUAUGUUAAAAGAUUUGAUUUGUUUUUCGUAUUCCUAAAAUAAGCUAGUUUACGUAUCUCUGACUGAAAAAUGGCAACAUAUUAUUUCGUUAUUAUAGGGCACAACGACAAUCCUAUAUUCGAAAUGGAGUUUACGACAGUUAAUAAGGAAAUGCGUAAAGAAGACAGUCGACAUUUAAGUCAAUUUAUUGCUCAUGCUGCGUUAGAUCUAGUGGAUGAGCACAAGUGGAGAACAGCCAAUAUGCAACUCAAAUCUAUCGACAGAUUCAAUCAGUGGUCCGUGUCAGCAUAUGUAACCGCAAGCCAGAUUCGGUUCAUCAUCGUACACGACAACAAAAAUGAUGACGGCAUAAAGAACUUCUUUAAUGAAAUGCACGAAACCUAUAUUAAGCAUUCCAUGAACCCAUUUUAUAAAAUCAAUACUCCUAUAAAAUCACCGAUCUUCGAAAAGAAGGCGCAACUCUUCGGGAGAAAGUGUUUACUAUCGUUGUAAAUUUAAUAGUAGAUGGAAAAUCCGAUUUAAGGGAAUUUUGUAGAAUGCAGUUUUACUUCGGAUAACACCUGUAGUAUCUGUUAGUUGGAGGCUGGUACAAAAGGGAAGGGAGCGUUGUACCGCCCACCUAUCCAGCUCGAAAUAGAAGACCAAAGUAUUCAGUCGUGCCUCUUCAAAAUAAAGAAAAUCGUUGAUUUUGCUUACAAAAUGCCACAAAUAUUUAAAGUACACCAAAUAAAAGGACUUUUUUGCUUGGACCAAAAAUGU